Molecule: messenger RNA, 1792 nt
Organism: Myotis lucifugus (little brown bat)
Lineage: Eukaryota; Metazoa; Chordata; Mammalia; Chiroptera; Vespertilionidae
Gene: MAF1
Product: MAF1 homolog, negative regulator of RNA polymerase III
Exons: 8
Coding region: 543-1310 (255 amino acids)
Biological process (GO): negative regulation of transcription by RNA polymerase III
Cellular component (GO): nucleus
Molecular function (GO): RNA polymerase III core binding
Source: RefSeq, a predicted model, not a curated record
AUCGGGGCCUCCAGAACUACAGACCCCAGCAGGCCUCGCGCCGGCCUUGCGCAUGUCUGGGGUGCACGGCCCUCUGGGAUUUGUAGUUCGCCGCUGCUAGGCUGGGGUUCUACUAGGCCCGGCCGGGAGGCGGGCGCUGCGGGGCGGGCUCUGGAGCGCGCUAGCGGCCAGCGUACGUGCCGUUCCGGGGCCGUGAGCCCUCCCUCCGUUCCCGAAGAAGCUAGGCACAUUUUGGAGAACGGAGGAGCCUACAGGUUUCCUCUUCCCCUCGCUAUAAAGCCGCCCGCAGAACAGGGAAGAGCGCGUAGUCCAAGUGACCUCAAGCCCGAGCCGGGCCCCAGGGGUCCGGGUUCCAAACCGGGAUGGGGAGUGUUAAGGAAGAGACGAACCCAGCAGUCUUGGGGUGAGCAGGAGCUCUGUGGGCCCCCAGCCCCGACCCAGGACUCCAAAGAGGUGCAGGGGGUGUGGCUGCGCUGGGGCCUGGACUGGCCAUCUCAGGGCCGCACUAGCCCCUCAGAGCACAGGACGCCCUCCCCAAGGACAUGAAGCUGUUGGAGAACUCGAGCUUCGAGGCCAUCAACUCACAGCUGACUGUGGAGACUGGAGAUGCUCACAUCAUUGGCAGGAUCGAGAGCUACUCCUGUAAGAUGGCAGGAGAUGACAAGCACAUGUUCAAGCAGUUCUGCCAGGAAGGCCAGCCACACGUGCUGGAGGCCCUGUCCCCACCGCAGACCUCGGGCCUCAGCCCCAGCAGACUGAGCAAGAGCCAAGGCGGCGAGGAUGAGGGCCCCCUGAGCGACACGUGCAGCCGCAAGACGCUCUUCUACCUGAUCGCCACGCUCAACGAGUCCUUCCGCCCCGACUACGACUUCAGCACGGCCCGGAGCCACGAGUUCAGCCGGGAGCCCAGUCUCAGCUGGGUGGUGAAUGCGGUCAACUGCAGUCUGUUCUCGGCUGUGCGGGAGGACUUCAAGGCCCUGAAGCCGCAGCUGUGGAAUGCAGUGGACGAGGAGAUCUGCCUGGCCGAGUGUGACAUCUACAGCUACAACCCGGACUUGGACUCGGACCCCUUUGGGGAAGAUGGCAGCCUCUGGUCCUUUAACUACUUCUUCUACAACAAGCGGCUUAAGCGGAUUGUUUUCUUCAGCUGUCGCUCCAUCAGUGGAUCCACGUACACACCCUCGGAGGCAGGCAAUGAGUUGGACAUGGAGCUGGGGGAGGAGGAGGAGGAACUCAGAGAUGGAGGCAAUGAGGGCGGAUCCGAGGAGACCGGCCCCAUGGAGGACAGAGUCCCGGUGAUCUGUAUGUGAGGAGGAGAAGCAGAGGCCCAGCUUCAUCCAGCGUCAACCAGUGCCUGGACUUGCCCACCUGAGGGGCCCUGGGCCUCCCCAGCUGCUGGCCAGACCCUGGCACGGCUCCAGCUCCAGCUGCCCACCUAGCCCUUUGGUUCCAGCCUACGGACGGCCACUCACCCCCACAGGCUCUGCUGCCCACAUUGUGGCUGGACUGGACAGACACGGGGCCUGGUGGGCACAGCCACUGCCGUGCCCAAACGAACUGCCUGAGGCAGGGACCGCUGGACCACAGAGUUUAUUUUUGUAUUUUGUACCCUGGGCCUGCACACUCCAGCCCGAAGGGCCUGAGACCCAGCAAGCAGGCCUGACAGUCGUCCUCCCUGGCGUGGGCCGCUCUCGGUGCCCACCUGUACCCCCACCUCGCCCACUGGGCAGCGUGCACUGAGUGUCACUUUGCUGCAGCUUGUUUGUUUCCAAUAAAAGUUUAUGUGACUUAU